This is a messenger RNA of Pimephales promelas (fathead minnow), 2584 nucleotides long. The record is from RefSeq and is a predicted model, not a curated record. Lineage: Eukaryota; Metazoa; Chordata; Actinopteri; Cypriniformes; Leuciscidae.
CAAGAUGAGCAGGAGCUUGUGCCCGACCCGUCAGAGAGCAGGGCGAGUCGAUCGAGAGACAGCAUGCACACCACCGUCACCUGCUUCAACUUCAGAACCAACCACAAAACCCGGAGAGAGUCCAAAACCGCACAGAGCGCCAAGGAAAACCCGGCAGACUGCGGGCCGAGAGGCAGAAGCGCCGGCAGAAGAGCUUCCCAGGACCAGAAGCCGGUCGCAGGCUCGGGUACGGUGGGCUGUCAGUGGUUCCCUUGGCAGCCGGCGGCGAACAGAAACACCAAGAGACCUGAGCUCCACAUCACUGAGCCCAUCUUCUCACAGGACCAGGAGUACGGGAACCCUCGUCGCGGCAGCUUCGGCUCUCAGACGGCCCGUGGAGAGACCACUGCAUCCAGCCCAGAAAGCCCAAAUAGAACCAUGAAGCUUCACCGUGUCAUGGAGGAGCUCCUGCUGACGGAGGUGGAGUACGUCCGCUCUCUGGGAUACAUCUUGACUCAUUACGUCCCCCUGUUGGCCAGACCCGACGUCCCGCAGGAUCUGCGCGGUCAGCGCGGACGAAUCUUCGGAAACCUGGAGAAACUGUACGACUUCCACUGCCAGCACUUCCAGCAGGAACUGGAGUCCUGUCAGGCAGAACCACUGCGAGUCGGACGCUGCUUCCUAAACCACACAGAGAGUUUUGGACUUUACGCACUUUACAGCAAGAACAAACCCCAGUCUGAUGCGCUCAUUCAACAUCAUAGAUACUUCAAGCGUAAGCAGAUGGAGUUGGGUGACAGCAUGGAUCUGUCCUCAUACCUGCUGAAGCCCGUCCAGAGGAUCAGUAAAUACAGCCUCCUGCUGCAGGAGAUCCUGGACGAAUGUGUGCCGGAUCAGAGCGGAGAACAAGAGGAGAUCCGGGCGGCUCUAGAAGUGGUGCGAUUCCAGCUGCGGCACGGGAACGACCUGCUCACCAUGGACGCCAUCCGGGACUGCGAUCUGAACCUGAACGAGCAGGGCCAACUGAUUCGCCAGGAUGAGUUCUGGGUAAUUUUCCGCAAGAAACGUUCCCUCCGGCGAGUGUUUCUCUUCCAAGACGUCAUUCUCUUCACCAAGACCAAAAAAAAUGACCGUGGAGAUGAUGUGUACGUUUACAAACUGUCUAUCAAGACCUGUGAGAUUGGGAUGACCCACUCCUGCGGUCUGAGUGGCCGGAGUUUCGAGAUCUGGUUCAGGAGGAGACGGUCCCAGGACACCUACAUCCUACAGGCCGAGACACAGGACGUCAAGGAGGCCUGGACCAGAGACCUGGAGCACAUCCUAUGGGAACAAGCGCUGAAGAGCAGAGAGCAGAGACGACAAGAGAGGUUGUUCAUGGGAAUGAGUUGGAAACCUUUUAUAAACUUUCAGCCCAGAAAUGCAGCCGUUAACAAUCACGCCGUGAACGGUGAUGAUGUUACAGGAAGAGAAGUUGUAGGAAUCCUGAAAACUCCCAAUCCCUUGGUGUCCAGCCUUCAAAGGGGCGUGUCUCUGCCACGGCCUGAUUCGAUUGGCUCUGGCAGCAGCACGUCAACCGCCGGCAGCCACUCAUCAUCCUCGUCUGGGCGGGGCUCCAUGUCCCCAAGCGUUUUCAGAGGAAAAUACGACUCCUCUGUGGAGAACGCAGGUUUAUUUAGCUGUGUGGAUCAUAAUUGCCCCACUGGAAGAAGAGCGUCUGUGUCAUCACUGGUUCACUGCAGACCUUCAGCUCCUCAGUCGUCUCCUGCUCGUGCUCUUCACUACGGCUCACCUACCCUGUCCAGAAAGAAGAUCAGUCCACAAACAGAUGCUCACGGCACUCUCAAGUGUCAGUUUCAAGAGCCGAUUCGUUCCAAAGCAUCAACAGAAGUUUAGCUGUGAUUGAGUUCACUGAUGCCAGAUCAGGUCAUGUGACGCUCUAACCAGUGAAGUCAACAAGUCAGAUGUUACAGUCUGAUGCUGAACAGACCAGAGAUAUCAGUUCAUAUUUUGAAAGAAUUGCAGUAAGAAAGAAGAAAAAGCAAGAUGACAGUGACCAGACCUUUUUGGAGGACCAGUUGUUUACUUCAUCAUCAUCAUCAUCAUAAUCAUCAUCAUUAGAAAAGGCACAUUAUGAGGAACCACAUGGACAUUUUCCUGUUGCAUUUCUGGAAAAAGAACAGAAACAUUCUGUUUAAGCUUGGACAUUAUUUUGCAUGAGACAAUUUCUUGAUGAACUGUAAAUAAAAAUCAUAUUGCACAAGAAAAUGCAAUGUUUAAUAUUACAUUAACCAGAAAAUGCAUUUAUAGCCAAAUAUUCUAUGUGUCAUGAUCAAACGUCCUGCUAUACCACUGAAAUGCUGUGAUUUGUACAUUUAACCAGCUCAAAACCCCUGUGAAGUUUGUGGGAUUCGGGGAAUUUGGAAAAUACAUACAUAAUGGAAACAAUAAUGCUUGAAAAUUUCUUUUGAAAAUUCAUUUGGAUUGUCUAAGGGUUUUAUGUUCAUGUCAUGUACUGUAAUAUGCAGGAUGUCAGCACCUCACUGGAGAGAGAAAACUGUGUUUUAUUAUUUAAAAGAUUUAUAAUAAAUAAAAGAAGGUCAUUAUA